This is a messenger RNA of Prinia subflava (tawny-flanked prinia), 3707 nucleotides long. RefSeq names its product pre-mRNA-splicing factor 38A-like. Bases 1196 to 2137 code for a protein of 313 amino acids. Lineage: Eukaryota; Metazoa; Chordata; Aves; Passeriformes; Cisticolidae. The record is from RefSeq and is a predicted model, not a curated record. The transcript has a single exon. Gene Ontology annotation, cellular component: precatalytic spliceosome.
AUGAAACUAACUAAAGUGUGAUUUAGCAUGAGCAUAGUAACAUCAGUAAUUCCAUGCUGGAAUCCCCCUGUAAUGCAGUUUUAGUAGUGUCUCAUAUAAUGCUCAUGUAUGAUCAUGACUAGGAAAGUAGCACUUUCAAGUCACUUUAACUUAUGUCAAGUCUAGUACAAUAUGUGGACUCUUGCUUUUUGUGAACAGGAUGAACAGAUUACUCCAAAGAAAGAAAAAAAUCCCUUGCUGCUGCCAACUGCUAUUAAGAGCUGCAUAAUACAUGAGACUGGAAAAGCAAGAAGUAAAUGAAAUACUACCAUACUGGGCUAUGUAAUGUCAGUCUAGUCAAUUUUAAGGCAGCUCAAAUGCUGGUGAUACUUCAGCAAUGCCACCCUGUGAGGGCUUCAUUAGCAGAGGAAAAUCUCAAGUGCAGAACUGUUAUCAACGCAGAGGAAUGGCAUAAAGCUUUAAGUCAGCAGAGGGACUGGAUGCCAUUAGCUACUUGUCUUGGGUUUCAAUAUGUAACCAAAAAUGAAUUCUAUUUCCCAUCUGUUGAAACUGGUUGGGGAGGUAUUUUUUCUCGUGUAUAACCCAUUCCUCAGAACUCCAGGGAGAAGGAGGUAGCUGCCUUCUGUUAAUGGGCCAGCUGUUAAAAGCAGGUGGGGCAAUGUUCCUUAUCUCUGCCAUCCUCCAUCCUCAUCACCCAUCCUCCCUGCAGGGGGAUAUCUGCUGUUAAUGGGCCAUUAAGGCUCACCACAUGACUGAUAACAGUACAUCAUCCCAUUGUGAGAUGCUCCACCCAGUGGGAGUGGCCAACCAUUCUUAUCUAGAUAAAAAAGCAGAGUCAGAAACACCAGGACAGGCUGUUUUCCAAAGGAUUCCCAGAACAAAGACUGGACCCUCCUUGUCACCACUGGACCCUGCUACAGGAUCAUCUCUGCUCUAACAGAACCACAUCUGUUACUCCAGGAGGACUUCUGUGGACUGCUACCAACACCCUGACCAACAGGGUAUCAGGUCGUAUUCUGACUCUUGUUGGGUUUUCUAGGAUUUUUGUUUGAUUACUUGCUUGUAUUUUUUUCCAGCUUUCCCUGACAGACGCCUGUCUUUCCAAACCAACACAGAUUUUGGCUCCCAACAGCGGGGCUGAGAGGGCAGAGCGGGGUGGGCUCGGAGUGGCGAGCGGGGCAGAGCAGCAGUCGCCAUGGCCAACUGCACAGUGAAGGAUGCGCGCAGCAUCCACAGCACCAACCCGCAGUACCUGGUGGAGAAGAUUAUCCGCACGCGCAUCUACGAGUCCAGGUACUGGAAGGAGGAGUGCUUCGGCCUCACGGCCGAGCUGGUGGUGGACAAGGCCAUGGAACUGAAGUAUGUGGGGGGCAUCUAUGGAGGGAACAUCAAACCCACGCCCUUCUUGUGCCUGACGCUGAAGAUGCUGCAGAUCCAGCCCGAGAAGGACAUCAUCGUGGAGUUCAUAAAAAACAAAGACUUCAAGUAUGUCCGAAUGCUUGGAGCACUGUACAUGAGACUGACAGGCACUGCCAUCGACUGCUACAAGUACCUGGAACCGCUGUACAACGACUAUCGGAAAAUUAAAAGUCAGAAGAGAAAUGGGGAAUUUGAGCUGAUGCAUGUGGAUGAAUUUAUUGAUGAGCUACUCCACCAGGAACGUGUUUGUGACAUCAUCCUGCCUCGACUUCAGAAACGGUGUGUUCUGGAGGAGGCUGAGCAACUUGAACCUCGCGAUAGUGCUCUGGAAGAAGACACGGAUGAUGUAGAAUCUAGUGAGGAGGAGGAGGAAGAAGAAGAUGAAAAGCUGGAAUGGAUCCCAUCUUCUGACCACGGCAGAAGGGGCUACCGGGACAUGGAUAAGCUGUGCACAUCUCCAGUGGUGUGGUACCAGUGGAGCCGGAGCAGGUCCCCAAGGAGGCGCAGCCACUCUCCGAAGAGAAGAAGCCCAUCACCGUGCCAGAAGCGGCAUCGCAGCAGAAGCCCGAGAUGGCACCAAAGCACAUCCCGGGACAGGCGGCACAGAUCGAGAUCCAAACCUCGAGGGCAUCACCGUAGUCACAGACACAGAAGUCAUUCCAAAUCACCUGAAAGAUCUAAGAAAAGUCACAAAAAGAGUCGGCGAGGGAAUGAGUAACAAACAAAACACAGCUACCAUGGAACGAUCCAGGCUGCACCGGAGAAGGAUGAGGCUCUGCAACAUCUACAGUACAUUGAUGACAUCAUUGUGUGGGGGAAUGUGGCAAUGGAAGCGUUUGAGAGAGGACAGAAGAUCAUCCAGAUCCUCCUGGAAGCUGCCUUCACCAUCAAGAAGGGCAAAGUCAAGGGACCUGCACAAGAGAUCCAGUUCCUGGGGGUAAAAUGGCAGGAUGGAUGGCGUCAGAUUCCCCCUGAGGUGUUGCAGUAUGUUUUUAGGUCAUAUUUAUCCAUAUUUUCAUUUUACGGUUUAACCCAGCACACCCCUGUUUUUCCCCAGUUUUUGGUCCAACCCAGGUGUUGCAACCCUUCCCUUGCCUAAUUUAUUAGCAUAUACCCAUGUUAUUUCCCCUAAUUCCCCUCUCAUGCUCUGCCGUCAUUGGGAUGUCACCCUGACCCCUACCCCUUCUGCCUUCUGCAUGCAUAAAAGCGCUCUGCGCAUGGGCAAUAGGGUCUUGGAUUCAACCAUGCAUUGAAUAAACCACCUCUGUUCAACCCCAAGAACCAUGCUGCAGUUCCAUCUGUCCCUGCGUCGAAAGCGUCGAUAACUGGGCCUGCAGAGCUCGCAAGGGGGUGUGUCACACAACGUUCAGUGCCUCCUCACCCACCUGAAGCACCCCUGGGGUACGGAGGUACCCCAGUGAAAUGCUUCACUGAGGUCAUCAAUGAGGUUACUACAAUGUCUCCACCUACCAGAAAGAGGGAAACACAAGUUUUCCUAUGUGCCAUAGGUUUUUGGAGAAUGCACAUUCCUGAGUACAGCCAGAUUGUGAGCCCUCUCUGCCUGGUUAUCCACAAGAAGAACAAUGUCCACUGGGGCCCUGAACAGCAGCAAGCCUUUGCCCAGAUCAAGCAGGAAAUUGCUCAUGUGGUAGCCCUUGGCCCAGUCAGAACGGGACCAGAGGUGAGUGUUGGUGGUUAGAUUUAUUUCUUUUUUACAAGUUGCUAGGAAACUAACUCCUGGGUACUUGUAGGUACUUAAGCAGAACAAAGGGCCCAGAGGGGAAAAGUUAUAGCACCUGGCUACACUUUUUUGGGUCCUUGGGCGUUUCUCAAGGUGGUGGGGGCAGGGAGAUAAUGCAAGGUUUGGGGGCAGGUAAAGGACAGGGCUAGGGGCAGCUUCACUCUCUUGCUCUGGGCAUGGGAGGGAGAACGGCCAGGCUGCUGCUUGCUCCAGGAGGAGUUCGCUCUUACCACCCCGUCCAGUCCUGGAAAAUUGACCACCAUCUGCUUGUGUGCCCCGGAACUCUGAGCUUUUCUCCUCCUGCCCUGCUGGGCUGGCCCUAUCCCGCUGCCACCGUUUCUUCGGCGCUGCUCUGAGGCUUUCUACUGCUCUGUGGCCCUGCCCUGCCCAGCUCUGCAAGACAUCCCUGCUGCUCCAGCUACCACCAACAGAGCUUCUGAUAUAUCUCAUCCACCAGCCUGGGAUUUUCCACCGCUCCAGCUUGGUGCUCUCAGGGUUCCAAGAGAUCAGACUGCCCCAGGCUUUGUGAAACCAAAGACCCUCAAGU